Molecule: messenger RNA, 279 nt
Organism: Sphenostylis stenocarpa
Lineage: Eukaryota; Viridiplantae; Streptophyta; Magnoliopsida; Fabales; Fabaceae
Source: the annotation of a GenBank genome assembly
AUGACUAAGAGAACAAAGAAGGCUGGCAUCGUUGGAAAAUACGGUACGCGAUAUGGUGCCAGUCUGCGGAAGCAGAUUAAGAAGAUGGAAGUUAGUCAGCACAGCAAAUUUUUCUGCGAAUUUUGUGGAAAGUAUGCUGUGAAGAGAAAAGCUGUUGGAAUAUGGGGAUGCAAGGACUGUGGUAAAGUGAAAGCGGGGGGUGCUUACACUUUGAACACUGCUAGUGCCGUGACUGUACGGAGCACCAUCAGGAGGUUGAGGGAGCAGACUGAGAGUUAA